Molecule: messenger RNA, 1854 nt
Organism: Gadus morhua (Atlantic cod)
Lineage: Eukaryota; Metazoa; Chordata; Actinopteri; Gadiformes; Gadidae
Product: histone-binding protein RBBP4
Exons: 11
Coding region: 127-1401 (424 amino acids)
Molecular function (GO): protein binding
Source: RefSeq, a predicted model, not a curated record
ACGCUUGCUGUUCAUUGGCUAGUCACAUCCUAGACUGUUGGCGCCAUUGUAAGGUUGCUUCAGUCUUCUAUGUGAAGUCUGUACUACAUUUAUCUUCAUUACAAUAAUACACUUUUUUUCUACAUCAUGGCUGAUAAAGAAGCCGCGUUCGACGAUGCCGUGGAGGAAAGGGUGAUCAAUGAGGAGUACAAGAUCUGGAAAAAGAACACCCCCUUUCUCUAUGACCUGGUUAUGACCCAUGCGCUGGAGUGGCCAAGUCUCACCGCCCAGUGGUUACCUGAUGUCACCAGACCCGAGGGGAAGGACUACAGUGUGCACCGGCUGGUCCUUGGGACACACACUUCGGACGAGCAGAAUCACCUUGUCAUAGCAAGUGUCCAACUUCCAAAUGACGAUGCCCAGUUUGAUGCUUCACAUUAUGACAGUGAAAAAGGAGAGUUUGGAGGAUUCGGCUCAGUCAGUGGUAAAAUCGAGAUUGAAAUCAAGAUCAACCACGAGGGAGAAGUGAACCGAGCCCGCUAUAUGCCCCAGAAUCCCUGCAUCAUCGCCACCAAGACCCCCACCAGUGACGUGCUGGUGUUCGAUUACACGAAACACCCCUCUAAACCAGACCCCUCUGGAGAGUGCACUCCUGACCUGCGUUUGAGGGGCCACCAGAAGGAGGGCUACGGCCUCUCGUGGAACCCCAACCUGAGUGGUUGUCUGCUCAGCGCGUCAGACGACCAUACAAUCUGCCUAUGGGACAUCAGCACAGUGCCCAAGGAGGGCAAGAUCGUGGACGCCAAGACCAUCUUCACGGGCCACACGGCGGUGGUGGAGGACGUGUCCUGGCACCUCCUGCACGAGUCCCUCUUCGGCUCCGUGGCUGACGACCAGAGACUCAUGAUCUGGGACACGCGGUCCAACAACACGUCCAAGCCCAGCCACGCUGUGGACGCCCACACCGCCGAGGUGAACUGCCUGUCCUUCAACCCCUACAGCGAGUUCAUCCUGGCCACGGGCUCGGCAGACAAGACCGUUGCCCUCUGGGACCUUCGGAAUCUCAAGCUGAAGCUGCACUCGUUUGAGUCGCACAAGGACGAGAUCUUCCAGGUCCAGUGGUCUCCCCACAACGAGACCAUCCUGGCCUCCAGUGGCACAGACCGCCGCCUCAACGUCUGGGACCUGAGUAAGAUCGGAGAAGAGCAGUCGCCAGAAGAUGCCGAGGACGGUCCUCCAGAGCUUCUGUUCAUCCACGGAGGACACACGGCGAAGAUCUCCGACUUCUCCUGGAACCCCAACGAGCCCUGGGUCAUAUGCUCGGUCUCAGAAGACAACAUCAUGCAAGUCUGGCAGAUGGCUGAGAACAUCUACAACGAUGAGGACCCCGAAGGAGCGGCAGACGUGGACCCCCAGCCUUGAGGGGACCCCCUCUGCCCGCCCUAACCCUUUCUACUUUGGUCGACUAUCGAUAUUUGGUUAAUGAUACAUUGGGACUAAUCAUCAGUCAUUCUUGAAGGUUGUUUUGUCAUUGUCUUGUAUUGUGGAUGAUGGCAUUGCAUAUUUAUGAAGUCAAUCGUUUUCUUUAGCAUUUUUACAAAGUCGGCAAUAUUGCUCUUGUAAACAUUGUCUUACUCCUCCGAAUUGUUUGACAUUCCAAGAUUUGAUAUGCGAGGGUUUUUAAUAUAUACAUUCUUUCUGUUUUAUGUCAGACACCUUACCUUUUCUAUAUAUAUAAAAAAAGUGUACAUACAUUUUCAUAUUUUUCUUGUUUGUGUAGAGUUAGUGCUCGCUUUAUACAUUUUCUCUAUGUAGUGUCUCAUCCUAUCAUGAACUUUCAAAGUGUUCUCAUAAUAAAAAUAUAUUUCAAAUAUU